GGCACUUACUCAUUGGCAUAGAAAGGGAGAGUGAGUGAGGACAAAACUAGUCUAGGAUUUGAGUUUGAUUCUCUUUUGGUCUUUUCCACCUCCUAUCCACUCUUGUUAUUAUUUCUAUACAACUUGGUUUGGUCAUUGGUGUGUGGACAUUGCACCCCAAAACCAAAACCAAAACCACAUUGCCAUUAAGCCAUACCGUUAAAACUUAAAAGGGUGUGUUUUGAGUUUCACAAUUUGUUCCAUUCUUUUCAUCCUUUUACCACUCUUUCAUCAUAAAUUGGAGUCGCCUAUAGUUUCUUAUAUGCUACAAAAUAUAGAAGAAGAAAAAAAAAAGAAAGGAAGAUGAAUACAUUUAGUUCCGAAAUAUGCAGUAGUGGGUGUGAGUCUGGUUGGACUCUAUACCUGGAGAAUUCUUUCCUUAACCAGAAUGCUGCUGCUUCACAUAGAGGUGGAACUGAGGGGUUUUAUGAGGAGGAACACAAAGACAAAAGAUUCAAAGGUGAGGAGGAGGACUUGUCCAUGGUAUCUGAUGCUUCUUCUGGACCUCCACAUUUCCCAGAUUAUGAUGAGGCAUACUUCAAUGAAGAAGUCAAUGGUUGCUUUUAUUCAGCUUCCAACAAGGCAGUGAAGCUGGCCAAGAGUGGUGCAAAGAAGCAGAAAGUUAAAGAAAAUCAACAACACCUUCAAGAUCAGCAGCAUCUGCCUUCUUUUCUUCAUGACACUGCUAGCUCUCCUGUCUUUGACUUUUCCACUAACAAUGUUAAUGUGGCCAACCAACAAACUUCCAUAGGGAGUAUGCUAGAUUAUUCACAAGGUUUUUCUGCAACUUAUUUUGAGGGAAGACCAUCAUUCCAAGGAGAACACUUUGGUUUCUUACAAUCAGGAAAUGAGCUUCAAGGCAACAACAGAUGGUAUGGAGGGAAAGGGAUGGGGAUAAGGUGAAGAUAUAUCAGUUUUUGCUAAGGAUGGAGAAUCAUGGCGUUGAAGGAAUUUAGUAUUGAAAGGAACCCUGUACCUUUCUCUUCAUUUCUCUUGUUAAUGUAGUGGGAAACAACCUGAAAAGGCAAGUUAGAUUUUUUAUUAUAUUUUUUGCUGUAGAAAUUUUUAAUUUUCUUGUCAAUGAAUGAUGAUUACAAGGUAGUAGAUCAGUUAGGCAGGCUCUGUGUAUGUGUAAGCAUGCUCUCCUCUUGUUUUCCAUGAAGCCUCACUCUCAAUAUAAAUGCAGUACUAACA
This is a messenger RNA of Glycine soja, 1233 nucleotides long. RefSeq lists its product as uncharacterized. Gene Ontology annotation, biological process: cytokinin biosynthetic process. The coding region runs from base 343 to 942 and encodes 199 amino acids. The record is from RefSeq and is a predicted model, not a curated record. The transcript is spliced from 4 exons. Lineage: Eukaryota; Viridiplantae; Streptophyta; Magnoliopsida; Fabales; Fabaceae.